AUCUUUGUUCAUCUGCCACAGAGAGAGAGAGAGAGAGAGAGAGAGAGAGUCCAUGGAAGAUUACGAGAAGCUCGAGAAGGUAGGAGAAGGGACGUAUGGGAAGGUUUACAGAGCAAGAGAGAAAGCCACAGGGAAGAUCGUAGCCCUCAAGAAGACUCGUCUCCACGAGGACGAUGAAGGCGUCCCGCCAACUACCCUUCGAGAAGUCUCUCUCCUGCGAAUGCUAUCCAUCGAUCCCCAUGUUGUAAGGCUGUUGGAUCUCAAACAAGGCCAGAACAAAGAAGGGAAGACGGUUCUCUAUCUUGUUUUCGAAUACAUGGAUACGGAUCUUAGAAAGUACAUCAAAAGCUUUCGCCAGACUGGAGAGAAAAUGCCCACCAAAACUGUUAAGAGUUUGAUGUACCAACUUUGCAAGGGUGUUGCAUUCUGCCACGGUCAUGGUGUACUGCACAGGGAUCUGAAACCUCACAAUCUUCUAAUGGAUCGAAAGACGAUGAUGCUUAAAAUAGCAGACCUUGGGCUUAGUCGAGCAUUUACUAUUCCAAUCAAGAAGUACACUCACGAGAUAUUGACAUUGUGGUAUAGAGCUCCAGAAGUACUUUUGGGGGCAACUCAUUACUCCACACCAGUAGAUAUGUGGUCUGUCGGCUGUAUAUUUGCUGAGCUGAUCACGACACAGGCCCUCUUUCCCGGGGAUUCAGAACUGCAACAGCUCCUUCAUAUCUUCAGGCUGUUGGGCACUCCAAAUGAAGAAGUAUGGCCAGGAUUGAACCAAUUAACAAAUUGGCAUGAGUACCCUCAGUGGAGGCCUCAAAGUUUGUCAUCAGCCGUUCCUAAUCUUGAUGCAGAUGGGAUAGAUCUGCUUUCGAAGAUGUUGCAGUACCACCCCUCAAAGCGAAUAUCUGCGAAGAAAGCUAUGGAGCAUCCUUACUUCGAUGAUUUGAAUAAAGAUUAUCUUUGAAAGGCGACUAAUUUUCUCAGGCGAUGCUUUGUCCCCAAAAGCUCUGUGGAUUUAAAAUGCUGACAUGUUUGGUGGAUGUUUUCAACUGCUUUCCUUAAGCAUUUGGUUGUUUAACUGUUGUUUGGUUUAAUGUUUAGAGAUUGUUGAUGGUAACUUGGUCCUGAUUUAAGUGAAUGACUAUUGAGAUUCCAGUGUCCUGAUUCUUUUGGAUGGGAAAACUAAAAUGUGGAUAUGGGAAACUAAGAAGGAUUAUUGCGGUGGACAUGGAAAACUGUGGAUUCGAAUAGCAAUUUGUUACUUCUGGGAGAA
Molecule: messenger RNA, 1270 nt
Organism: Magnolia sinica
Lineage: Eukaryota; Viridiplantae; Streptophyta; Magnoliopsida; Magnoliales; Magnoliaceae
Product: cyclin-dependent kinase B2-2-like
Exons: 8
Coding region: 53-961 (302 amino acids)
Biological process (GO): protein phosphorylation; G1/S transition of mitotic cell cycle; regulation of G2/M transition of mitotic cell cycle
Cellular component (GO): nucleus; cytoplasm; cyclin-dependent protein kinase holoenzyme complex
Molecular function (GO): cyclin-dependent protein serine/threonine kinase activity; cyclin binding; ATP binding
Source: RefSeq, a predicted model, not a curated record